Molecule: messenger RNA, 1844 nt
Organism: Ostrinia furnacalis (Asian corn borer)
Lineage: Eukaryota; Metazoa; Arthropoda; Insecta; Lepidoptera; Crambidae
Product: asparagine--tRNA ligase, cytoplasmic
Exons: 11
Biological process (GO): asparaginyl-tRNA aminoacylation
Cellular component (GO): cytoplasm
Molecular function (GO): ATP binding; asparagine-tRNA ligase activity; nucleic acid binding
Source: RefSeq, a predicted model, not a curated record
UUCAUCCAUCUGUCAGGUGUCCUCUAUUUCGUGGUGCAAUGCGGUGAAAAAAUUGCAGCAUUUAAUUGUAAAAUAAGUUGCAUUUUCACUAAUCGUUAUUAGUAGGGUCGUUUUUAUUUAUUUUUUGUAAUAAGCAAACACCAUGCCGGAAAGCGGUGAGAUUUAUACGUCUGAUAAGACCGGCAGCGAUGAGGCCGGGGAUGGGACAGCUGAGAAGCCUUUUAAGACCGUUCUGCAGGCCAUGCGACACGCUGGAAAGGAGCCCUUCCCUACUAUUUACGUCGACUCGAAAGACGAUGGGAAACAGUAUGACGUCGCUGCGAAGUCCCAAUUGAAGAAGAUCCAGAAAAUAUGGGUCAGAGAGAACUACAAAGCGGCUGAUAAAGCGAAGGCCGAGGAGGAGUCCAACGACAAGAGACAGCAGAACCUUGAAGAUGCGAAGAAAAUCGAAAUUAAAGAGGAUCCAAGUCUGCCGAAAGCUAAAGUCGUGAAGAUUUUCGAAGCCUCCGAAUACCGUGGCCAGCGCAUAUGCGUCCGUGGAUGGGUUCAUCGUCUCCGAAGACAGGGUAAAGCCCUAACCUUCUUAACUCUCCGCGAUGGUUCCGGAUACCUGCAGUGUGUACUCCACGGAGUGCUUUGUCAGACGUACAACGCUCUUGUGCUGUCAACGGAGUCAUCGGUGACAUUGUACGGAAAGUUAGAAGCUGUGCCAGAAGGAAAGACGGCACCAGGAGGUCAUGAACUCACAGCCGACUACUGGGAACUGGUAGGCUUGGCUCCGCCCGGUGGAGCUGAUGCCAUUCUCAACGAGGAAGCCUUGCCCGACGUGCAGUUAGAUAACAGGUAUUUUUACAUAUUCAUCCUAAUCAACGAUUUAAAUUAUACUAAGUAAAUUUUAAAGAAGCGCAGAAUUAUUAGACGAUUAAUCCGGGAACACUUCGCGUCGCGUCACUACACUGAAGUCACCCCGCCCACGCUGGUACAAACGCAGUGCGAAGGAGGCAGCACCUUGUUCAAGUUUAGCUACUUUGGCGAGCAAGCAUACCUGACCCAAAGCUCGCAGCUGUAUCUCGAGACGUGUCUCGCGUCUCUCGGCGACGUGUACUGCAUUGCGCAGUCGUACCGCGCAGAGCAGUCGCGCACGAGGAGACAUUUGGCCGAAUACAGCCACGUAGAAGCCGAGUGUCCCUUCAUCACUUUCGAGGAUCUGCUAAACCGGCUUGAGGACCUGGUGGUGGACGUGGUGGACCGAGUCCUAGCCUCGCCUGAGGGACAGCUGGUCUACGAACUGAACCCUAACUUCAAGAAGCCGCAGAGGCCGUUCAAGCGUAUGGCCUACACCGAGGCCAUCGAAUACUUGCGGGAACACAACAUCACUAAGGAGGAUGGGUCUUUCUACGAGUUCGGAGAGGACAUUCCCGAGAUGCCAGAGCGCAAAAUGACAGACGAGAUCGGCGUCCCGAUCCUCCUGUGCAAGUUCCCGGCGGAGAUCAAGUCGUUCUACAUGUCCCGGUGCGACGACGACGAGCGGCUGACGGAGUCUGUGGACGUGCUCAUGCCGGGCGUGGGCGAGAUCGUCGGCGGCUCCAUGAGGAUAUGGGGCCACGAGGAGCUCAUGGAAGGCUACAAGCGCGAAGGCAUCGACCCGUCGCCGUACUACUGGUACACGGACCAGCGCAAAUUCGGCAGCGUUCCGCACGGCGGCUACGGACUCGGCCUCGAGCGAUUCCUGUGCUGGCUUCUGGAUCGCUACCACAUUCGCGACGUGUGCCUCUACCCGCGCUUCCUGGAGCGCUGCACGCCAUAAACUGAUUCUUAAUUCAAAUAUAACGCUUCUGACUGUC